AUGGAUCGGCAGUCGAACAAUACGCCAUGGUUCCCGAUAUUCCACCACCGGGAGGAAACAUGGCCCCUGGUGAUGAACCUCCUGGUCGACCCCGUUGCAGAACCGAGAAGCGAGGACGUGUUCGCCCGGAGCUCAACGGCUUCUAUGCAGAUGCAUCUGCGACCCAGGCUAAAGAUAUCCUCGCCUUUCUCUGUUGGUGUUGUUUUUGCCCAAUUGUCUUCCUGGCAGCUCAAGUCGGCCUUCACCGCAGCCUUCACCGCAGCCUUCACCGCAGUCUUCACCGCAGACUGUCAGCUGGAGACAUCUGGGCCACCGCGAGCAUCGUCCUCGGCGGCACCCAGCCAAGCCAGCUCGGCUGAGACAUGCAACAAGGGCAACAAGAUGGCGAAGCGGAAAGCGAAGACGUGGACCCGGCUACUAUUCAGAUCUCCGUGUCGAAGAACGGGCCAAGACCCAAACGCGCAGACUGAGGUCCUGCGAGUUCAACGAAGUGUGUAG
Molecule: messenger RNA, 498 nt
Organism: Lasiosphaeria miniovina
Lineage: Eukaryota; Fungi; Ascomycota; Sordariomycetes; Sordariales; Lasiosphaeriaceae
Exons: 1
Coding region: 1-498 (165 amino acids)
Source: RefSeq, a predicted model, not a curated record